Messenger RNA from Epithele typhae, 1335 nucleotides. Its product is annotated as CEL4a mannanase. The record is from RefSeq and is a predicted model, not a curated record. Bases 1 to 1335 code for a protein of 444 amino acids. Gene Ontology annotation, biological process: carbohydrate metabolic process. Gene Ontology annotation, cellular component: extracellular region. The transcript is spliced from 14 exons. NCBI's taxonomy places the organism in Eukaryota, Fungi, Basidiomycota, Agaricomycetes, Polyporales, Epitheliaceae. Gene Ontology annotation, molecular function: hydrolase activity, hydrolyzing O-glycosyl compounds; cellulose binding.
AUGUUCCGGGUUGCUGCUGUCGCCCUUGCUGUCGCCCUCGCGCCCUUCGUUGGCGCUGCCGUGCCAGAGUGGGGACAGUGUGGUGGACAGUCGUGGACUGGAGACACGACUUGUGUGUCUGGGACUGUGUGCACCGUGAUGAACCCUUUCUACUCGCAAUGUAUUCCGGGCACAGCGACUACGACUACCACCAGUGUAGCGACCACUACGACUACGGCCGGGACUACGACUACGACCGCGCCGACAACAACGGCUGCCCCUCCCAGCGCGACUGGCUUCGUCAAGGUGUCCGGACAAAAGUUCACUCUGAAUGGCAAGACAUAUCCACUCGUCGGGACGAACUCUUACUGGGUUGGCCUCAUGGGCUAUAGUACCACCGACAUGAACAAGGCAUUCGCCGACAUGGCGGGUGCUGGGGCGACUACGGUCAGGACAUGGGGCUUCAACGAUGUCACGAGCGCGAAUGGGAUUUACUACCAGCUGUGGUCGAACGGGAAAGCGACAGUGAACACUGGCUCCACCGGACUGGAGAACUUUGAUGCCGUUAUCGCCGCCGCGAAGGCGAACGGUAUCCGCCUGAUCGUGGCACUGACCAACAACUGGAGUGACUACGGCGGGAUGGAUGUCUAUGUUUCACAGAUUGCUGGUAGCGCGAACCACGACCUCUUCUACACGAACUCGGCCAUCCAGACGGCAUUCAAGUCGUACGUCCAGACUUUCGUCACACGCUACAAGGACGAGCCCACGAUCCUCGCGUGGGAGCUGGCCAAUGAGCCAAGGUGCAAAGGCAGCACGGGUACUACAUCCGGCACGUGCACGACCGCCACCAUUACGCAGUGGGCGACCACCAUGUCAGCGUUCAUCAAAUCCAUCGACUCGAACCACCUCGUCGGAAUAGGAGAUGAGGGCUUCUUCAACCAGCCCAGCAACCCGAGUUACCCUUACCAGGGAUCCGAGGGCAUCGACUUCGAUGCCAACAUCAAGAUCAGCUCUAUCGACUUCGGAACUGCGCAUCUUUACCCGGUGGGCUGGGGUCAGACGAGCGAUCCGACCGGGUGGGGCUCUCAAUGGAUCAAGGACCACCAAACCUCGGGGGCGGCGGUCAACAAGCCAGUAAUUCUCGAAGAGUUCGGCGUGACGAGCAACCAGGCGUCUACGUACACGGCAUGGUACAACACCAUCAUCAGCUCCAACCUCGCCGGCGACCUCAUCUGGCAAGCGGGCUCGCAUCUCACGUACACAAGCACGCCAAACGAUGGCUACGCUGUCUAUCCCGACGGAGAUGUCUACCCAAUCCAAGCUGCCCACGCCGCUGCGCUGAAGGCCAGAGGGUAA